Molecule: messenger RNA, 548 nt
Organism: Nematolebias whitei (Rio pearlfish)
Lineage: Eukaryota; Metazoa; Chordata; Actinopteri; Cyprinodontiformes; Rivulidae
Biological process (GO): intrinsic apoptotic signaling pathway in response to DNA damage; extrinsic apoptotic signaling pathway in absence of ligand; positive regulation of apoptotic process
Cellular component (GO): mitochondrial outer membrane
Molecular function (GO): channel activity; protein homodimerization activity; protein heterodimerization activity
Source: RefSeq, a predicted model, not a curated record
AUGUCAUUAAUGACCCCAUACUGGAGCAGGGAGUGGUGAUCUUCAGAGGUUACGUAAUCGAGCGUGUAAACGCAGAAGACCCCGGUCGACACAUCCACUCUGAAGACCUGGGAGGAAGGUCAGAUGAGCAAGAGGAUCAGGAAAUCAAAGAGGUUGUUGAUCAGCUACUUAAAAUAGCUGACGACCUGAACAGUAACGUGGAGUUCCAGAGACUAAUCAAUAUGGUUCAGGGUAACUGUGCAAAGGAAGUCUUCAUGAUGGUGACCAGGAGCAUCUUUAUUGAUGGCAUCAACUGGGGUCGGGUGGUGGCUCUCUUCCAUCUUGCCUACAGACUCAUUUACAGGGCUCUAACAACCAACCAUGUUGAGAACAUCAGAAUAGUCACCAGCUGGGUUCUUCAGGUCAUCAGGGAGCUGCUUUAUCCCUGGCUAGUACAGCAGGGGGGUUGGGCGGGCGUUAUCCGAAAUUUUUCACGAUGGAGGAAUGUAGCCAUUGCAGCAUCAGUAGUUUUGGUGGCGACCUUUGUUUACUACAGGAAGACACGCUGA